Molecule: messenger RNA, 2884 nt
Organism: Metopolophium dirhodum (rose-grain aphid)
Lineage: Eukaryota; Metazoa; Arthropoda; Insecta; Hemiptera; Aphididae
Gene: SCCRO
Product: DCN1-like protein 1
Exons: 5
Coding region: 329-1141 (270 amino acids)
Biological process (GO): protein neddylation; positive regulation of ubiquitin-protein transferase activity
Cellular component (GO): ubiquitin ligase complex
Molecular function (GO): cullin family protein binding; ubiquitin conjugating enzyme binding; ubiquitin-like protein binding
Source: RefSeq, a predicted model, not a curated record
CAUACAAAACAAUUUGUGAUCUCUUUGCCAACACUGUUAUGAACGAUUAUAAUUACAGAGAUUAUCACUCGAACUGUUAAAAUUUGUUCGUAAAAAAUAUUUUUUGUUUUCUUUUGUUACUAUUUUGUUAAACAUUUGCAAAUAUUCAUCAGCCACUCUAAUUUGUAAUGUUUAUCAAUGUGUUCUUUAAUAUCAGUAUAUGUUCGGAUAGUGAUUAAUAAAAAAAAAAAUGUCUAAACGUGAGUCAAAAAUAUCGGACACUUACAUUUCUUCGCCAAUUUUACGUUGCAAAAUAUAACAUUAAUUUAUAGUCAACAAUUAUUUCGAAAUGAACAAAUUAAAAUCAUCUCAAAAGGAUAAAGUGAAAAAAUUUAUGACAUUCACACAGACAUCUGAAAGUGUUGCAAUUUUUUGUUUAUCCAAAAAUGACUGGAAAUUAGAACAAGCGUCAGAUAACUUUUUUCAAAAUCCACAUGAAUAUGAAACUGUAAAAAUCAACACCCAAUUAAGUUUUGUAGUUGAUAAAAAAAAGCUGGAGGCUAUGUAUACUAGAUAUCGUGAUCCAGCUGAACCGAGCAAAAUUAAUGUUGAAGGUGUUAUGCGUUUGCUAGAUGAACUCAAAUUACCUCCAGACUCAAUAUUAGUGCUCAUAAUUGCUUGGAAAUGUCAAGCAGCAGCUCAAUGUGAAUUCACUAAACAAGAAUUUUUAAAUGGAAUGAGUAAAAUGGGGUCUGAUUCAAUAGAGAAAUUAAAACAUAGAUUACCAAUAAUAGAAAAAGAACUUUCAGAACCAUCAAAAUUCAAAGAUUUUUACUAUUUUACAUUCAAUUAUGCUAAGAAUAUAGGUCAAAAAGGUCUAGACCUUGAUAUGGCUAUUACUUACUGGAACAUUAUUUUUGUGGGCCGAUUCAGGUUCCUUGAUCUAUGGUGCCAGUUUCUUAGAGAACACCACAAUAAAUCAAUACCUAGAGAUACGUGGAAUCUUUUAUUAGAAUUUGCUUGUGUUAUUGAUGAAGAAAUGACAGAUUAUGACCAAGAAGGAGCAUGGCCAGUUCUAAUAGAUGAAUUUGUAGAAUGGGCUAGGCCUAUAGUUUGCCGAAAUGAAUCAACCCAUAUUAUAAGUGAGACCAGAUUAUUGUAAAAACAAAUGAACAUCAUCAUAUACAUAUGUUUUUAAAUUAUAAUAUUGAAAAUGUUGAUUCUCUGUUUUAAAUUUGUUCGAGGGAGAAUAAUGUAUGACUGCUCUACUAAAAAAUAUACCUUGGGAAUAUUUUUAAAACAUGUUAUUUAAUUUUUAUAGCCUAAAUUAUAUUAACAAUGUAUUCUUUACCUCUUACAAAAUUUGGAAUUUGAAAAUUAUUGUGUUAUUAAAGCUUUAAUGAAGAUAAAGGAAGUAUUUAGGUCUCAUUGUUUGUACUUUGUUUGUUUAAAUAGAUGUUACAAUGUUACAUUAUAUAUAAUUUGUAUAAAUUUAAAUAAUAUAAAUUUCUGGUUCUGGCUUUCAACAAUAAGAACUUAAUUGUACAUGAUCUUAGUAAUAUUAUAUAGUUAUGUACUUACAUAUUUGAAAAAAAACAGAAAAUAUACCUCUUUCAACAGAUUUAUUUGAAUUUAAAUAACUUGAUGCAAUUGAUUACCUAUUUUAUUUUAUUAAAAAUUAAAUAAGUUUUUAAAAAACAUAUCGUUAAAAGUCAUCUAUUUUCACCAGGUUAAAUGAAAAUUGAUUAAAUAUACAAUAUAGGUACAAAUAAGUAAGAUAUUAAUACAAUAUGCAAUAUAUUAUAAUAUGUGCUAUAAAAUAAUUUUCAUUUAUAAUGUUUUAUAUUGUUGCAGAUUUUCAUAACUUAUUAUUUAGAUUACUAUUGCUAUUAGUGUACUUAUACAUUUUAUUACUUAGUAUUAUAUGUAAAUUGUAUUGUAGAAUUAACCCGGGGGCUUGUCAUAGCUUUAAAUAAUAGAUAGUGAAGUAAUAUCUUCAAAUAUCAACAAAAAAAAUAUGUGCAGAAAUAGUCAACAUUCUCAAAUUUAAUUUAAAAAAAAUUGUUAUUUAAUUUAAUCUGAGAAUGAUCAGAACAUGUGAAUAUAAUUUUAUAAUUUAUCGUGUAGAUCUCACAUUUAAAAAAAAUAUAAUAAGGGGGAAAAUAUGUCAGCUUACCUUCCUAUCUGAGUACUAGAUUAAAUAAUCUAGUUAUGUAGAAAUAUAAACUCAGCCAUAAAUUAUUUUUAGUUUCCACAAGCAUACUUUGAUUUAAUUGAGAUCAAGGCCAGGGCUUGGUCAAGAAGGGUAGGGGGUUCAAUCCCCCCAUGGACACUUGACCAAUAUAUAUGUUAUUUUCACGUAAUUAUAAUUAUCGUAUUUCUCAAUUUAAGAUCAGGCCAUUUUCAAUUCCCUCCCCAUAAAAUAAAAUUUCCUGAACAUGCCACUGGUCAUGGCUCAUUCUCUGUUCUAAUCCAUCGACAAUAUUAUUCUAUUAUUGCAAUAACAUCAUAUAACUAUUUUAAUUUUAAAUGAUUUUAAAUCCCAAUUUACUCUUUUUCUUCUACUGUCCAAUUACUUAAUGUUUUGCUGAAUGAUAAAAUUACCACUCAGACACUCAAUAUAUUACUGUAUAUUUUUAAUAAACUUGUAUAUUUACUGACUUAAAAAAAUUACACAAAUUUCAAAAUUAUUUUAUUAUUAUGUUUUUCAUUAUAGAUGUUAUGAACAAAUAAAAUAUAACAAUGUACAUAUUAUACAUUUAUAAUUUACUAUUUUUUGUUAUUCUUAUUCAUAAUAGAUUCAUUUAUUUGCUAUUAUAUAAACAAUUGAAUUGUAAUUAUUUUUGCUAUUGUAACUUGUAAUUUGUAAGAUAAUAAUAUAUAAAUACUUAUUUUGAUUGUUAAA